AUGACGAAUACCACGUAUGAGUCAACCACCGGUUUUGAUUUAGAUCCAACAGAUGAUUCUAUCUCGCCCGGUGAUGGGCAAAACUCUGACGCUGGAUGGUCAGUGGGAGGUCUAGCCAACAGUCCCGUAGUACGCGCGUCCUACGGUACCAUUAGCGUCAUCGGUAUCGUGGGUAACCUCCUAGUCUGCUUCAUCUUCUUUAGGGUCCCCAGUCUCCGCACGAGCACCAGUUACUUCCUGGUUCAUCUCUCAGUGGUCGAUCUUCUCUCAUGCAUCAUGGUUAUACCCUCCCAUCUCUUUCCGGACCCCCCGCCCAUGAAGGGCCGCUUCGGCGACUUCGUCUGCCGCUUCUACUUCAGUAAGUACCCAAUGUGGACCUUCAUCUUGGUCUCUGUUGGAAGCCUAGUCCUGAUCAACCUGGAGCGCUUUGUGGCCAUCGUCUACCCUCUACGCUACAAGUCCUUGUACACUCUGAGGAACACCAUCCUGAUGAUCGCCGCUUGUUGGCUCUACUCUCUCGCCCACAACUCCUUCUUCUUCGCUGUUUAUGCCUUCACCGACGAGACGGGCUGCCAGUAUGUCGGCUUCUCAAGCGAUACCGUGAGGUUUGUUUUCGGUGUCUACCAUUACUUCAUCUACUACCCCGGACCGUUGGGCUUCAUGAUCGCCACCAACUGCAAGAUGGUCCGGAAGCUGAAGCAGCAGAUCUCAAAACUCAAUCAGCAAAAAGGCCGUGCAGGUAUGGCGGGGCAGCGGGAGCUGUGGCAGGCCCAGGCGGCCCACGAGCUCCAGAAGACCCUCCUGUUCGUGGUCAUCACCUUCGGCAUCCUGUGGGGACCCAACCAGACCAUGUUCUUCUGCUUCCUGAUGACGGCGCCCUUAGACUUCACCCAGGCCUACUACCACGCCGGGGUCAUCAUCGGCGUCUGCAACUCCUGCGUGAAUCCCUUGAUCUACACGCUCAAGAACAAGGCCUUCCGGGACGGCCUGAAGGGGCUGGCGGGAUGCUGCCGGGCCAACAGGGUGGAAGAUCUGACUGAAGCCACGGCUACCGGGUCUCUGGCCCUCACUCCGGAGGCGGAGGGGAGAACGGCAACUGAUCACGAAUAA
Messenger RNA from Patiria miniata (bat star), 1110 nucleotides. RefSeq names its product galanin receptor 2a-like. Gene Ontology annotation, cellular component: membrane. NCBI's taxonomy places the organism in Eukaryota, Metazoa, Echinodermata, Asteroidea, Valvatida, Asterinidae. The record is from RefSeq and is a predicted model, not a curated record. Gene Ontology annotation, molecular function: G protein-coupled receptor activity. The transcript has 2 exons. The coding region runs from base 1 to 1110 and encodes 369 amino acids. Gene Ontology annotation, biological process: G protein-coupled receptor signaling pathway.